AUGGCGUCAAAGAAGGACAUGCGGAGGCUAGACCUCGCCAUCCCCUACAUCGAGCCGCCGAAGGAUAAGAAUGAGGCCGAUAUGUCAGGAGCGAUGUCUAGCACUAUGCCAAUGGCCGCGAUGUUCACUCGGAAUAGGAUGAUUGGAUGGGUUUCUUUCGUCUUCUCUCUCCAGUCGUGGCUCGGAGAAACGCCUGAGCAAAAGAAGUCGGCAGCUACGCCUGCAUACAUGUCCGUCCUGAUGUCUUUAAUGGCGCUCGUCGUUGGCCGUUUACGACCAAAGGCCGAGUUUAUGUCCAUCGAAAACCUUAAGACCUUCGACCCCUUCGCCGAAGCUGACGAAGACACCGGCGAGACUAAACAGUCUCAGAAUUACAUCCAUAUACGGAUUCAGCAACGCAAUGGUCGCAAGACCUUGACCACAGUUCAGGGUCUCCCUAAGAAGUUCGAUCAGAAGAAGAUCUUGAAGGUGAUCAAGAAGAAGUUCGCAUGCAAUGGCACUAUCGUCAAUGACUCUGAGAUGGGAGAGGUGAUUCAGCUGCAAGGAGAUCAGCGUAAGGAUGUUCAGGAGUUCUUGACCGACAAGAAGGAAGGUCUCGAGCUCGAUGCCAAGACCAUCAAAGUCCAUGGGUUCUAA
This is a messenger RNA of Aspergillus novofumigatus IBT 16806, 636 nucleotides long. RefSeq names its product translation initiation factor SU. The record is from RefSeq and is a predicted model, not a curated record. Gene Ontology annotation, molecular function: protein folding chaperone; RNA binding; ribosomal small subunit binding. Gene Ontology annotation, biological process: protein insertion into ER membrane; translational initiation. NCBI's taxonomy places the organism in Eukaryota, Fungi, Ascomycota, Eurotiomycetes, Eurotiales, Aspergillaceae. The coding region runs from base 1 to 636 and encodes 211 amino acids. Gene Ontology annotation, cellular component: endoplasmic reticulum membrane; eukaryotic 43S preinitiation complex. The transcript is spliced from 10 exons.